AUGGCUCCAAACGUUUCUGAUGCGCUGCUCGAUUCCGAGCUGACCUUUGCUUCUCCCCCGUUCAGCACGCUGCUGGACGCGAGGAUUCUGCGAGCUCUCGCAGACCUCAAAUUUGCGAACCCUACUCUUGUGCAGGCCAAGGCCAUUCCACUUCUUCUCGAGGGAAAGGAUGUUCUCGCGCGUGCCCGAACGGGGAGCGGCAAGACUGCUGCCUACGUUGUGCCCGCCGUCCAGCGUGUGCUUGAGCUGAAGGGCGCUACUUCGCCGGCAGAGUCAGACUACCAGGUCACUCGCGCAGUGAUUCUGGUUCCCACCCGCGAGCUGGCUAUGCAGGUGACCAACUUUGUCAAGUCUAUCUCCACCUACUGUGAGGGCCUCGUUUCCGUCGUCAACGUUGCCUCGGGUGCUACAAACGUUCAGAAGAUCCUUCUGAACGACAACCCCGACAUUGUCGUUGCUACGCCGACCAAGCUGCUGGCUCUGCUGCAGUCCAAAUCGAUUGAUCUGGCUCACCUUGCGUUCCUUGCCAUUGACGAGGCCGACCUUCUUCUCUCAUACGGCCACAAGGAUGACCUCACCCGCAUCAUGGACCCGGCCAUGGGCUUCGUUCCCAAGCUUGGUGUCCAGGGAUGCCUGAUGAGUGCUACGCUCAGCGAGGACGUCGAGGGCGUCAAGGGACUUGUGCUCAGGAACCCCGCGAUCCUGACGCUGUCCGAGCCGGCCACUGCCUCAUCUCUGCUCACGCAACACUUCACCUUCUCCUCGGAGCGUGACAAAUUCCUGCUUCUCUUCGUCCUGCUUAAGCUCAAGCUUAUCAAGGGCAAGUCGAUCAUCUUCGUUAACGACAUCGAGCGCGGAUACCGCGUCCGUCUGUUCCUCGAGCAGUUCGGUAUCAAGUGCUGCGUUGUCAACUCUGAGCUGCCCCUCGCCUCAAGAUACCACGUCGUCGAGGAGUUCAACCGCGGUGUCUACCAGGUGGUUAUUGCCACUGACGAGGCUUCCCUGGGAGACGAGGAGCCUGAGGACGAAGAGGAGGAGAGUGAGGCCGAGGAAGACGCCGAGGAAGAGCAGGAGGAGAAGAACGCGGAGGCUGGACCGUCCAAGCGCCGCGCCUCGUCUCCUGCUCCUGGAGCACCUGGUAAGAAGAAGAAGCGUAGCGCUGGUUCCAUGGCCCGCGGUAUCGACUUCACCUCUGCUUCUUCCGUCAUCAACUUUGACCUCCCCACCACCACCACUGCCUACCUCCACCGCGUUGGACGAACAGCCCGUGCCGGCCACUCUGGCCUCGCACUCUCGUUCGUUGUACCAAAGGACCAGUGGGGCAAGGACAAGAGCGUCUCCAUCAAGACGGCCGAGCGCGAUGAGCAGGUCUUUGACCGUAUCAAGUCAAAGGUCAAGGCCGAGGGAGGUGGCGAUAUCAAGGAGUGGGACUGGGGAGGACGCCGAGGAGAGAUCGAGGGCUUCCGCUACCGUAUGGAGGACGCCCUCAGGGCUGUCACCUCCAAGCGUGUGUCUGACGCCCGUCGUGAGGAGGUCCGACGAGAGCUGCUCAACAGCGAGAAGCUCAAGCAGCACUUCGCCGCGAACCCUCUCGACCUCGCGUACCUUCGUCACGACGCCCCGCUGCACCCCGGGCGUACUUCAAGCCAUCUGAAACACGUCCCCGGAUAUCUCAUGCCCAAGAUUGCGGCGCUGCCUUCCGGAUCAGGUGAUGUCACCGACGGACAGCACAUUGGCUUUGCGAAGCGGGGCGGCGGCCGAGGACGCGGUCGAGGCGGUCGCGGCCGUGGCGGGGCCCGAGGGGGCAAGGGGCGCAAGGUUGAUCCGUUGAAGUUCAAGUCAUAG
This is a messenger RNA of Trichosporon asahii var. asahii CBS 2479, 1845 nucleotides long. Its product is annotated as ATP-dependent RNA helicase. Lineage: Eukaryota; Fungi; Basidiomycota; Tremellomycetes; Trichosporonales; Trichosporonaceae. The coding region runs from base 1 to 1845 and encodes 614 amino acids. Gene Ontology annotation, molecular function: ATP binding; nucleic acid binding. The transcript has 3 exons. The record is from RefSeq and is a predicted model, not a curated record. Gene Ontology annotation, cellular component: nucleolus.